GGAAGUGACGAAAGCGCGGUGCGCCUCAGCGUGCGAGUCGAGGUCGCUAUGAACAGUGUCCUGUGCUCACGGGCUGCGGGAGCGGUCCGGGCUCUGCGGCUCGUGGGCUGGGCUUCGCGAAGUUUGCAUCCGCCGCCCCGUGGCCGGUCUCCAGCUCAGCCUGCAGACAGGGAAGAGGAGGACGACGACCCCAACCUCCCGAUCCAAUUUUCCGGCAGCAAAGCCACCCCGAUCCGCUGGACCGUGGAGCAUUCCCUGGGGAAGCCGCAGCAGCGGCCCUGGUGGAAAGUGCUGCCGCUCACCCUCACACUCGUGGCUCUGGUUGUAUGGUGCUACCAGAGGGAGGAGAGCGGCAUGGACCUGUGGUUGAGGCAGGUGUUGGAAGAGGAGGACGAGGAGGAGCCGGAAGGUCCUCCGGAGGAGCUUGAAGCUCCGGCCCUCUACGGGGCUAGAACGUAACAGGGUGCGUGCUGAGGAAGGGACUAGGCAGCCGUCCUUUCGUUGUUGAAUUUGACGAUUUCUGAACUGGUUCUGCGCAUGUCCUCGUUGCUUAAAGGACUUGGAUGGCGCUCUUGGCGCUGAGACACAAGAACACAGCACAAAGUUGGAGGCUUGAAAUCUGAUCUUUGCCGAACACCAAUGCCCAGUGAUUACGUCCAUAGAACUUUUGAGGUUCCUAGAAAAGGUUUUGGGUGCACCUUAUGCUCUUGAGUUAUGAUGUGUUCAUACAGCCUAAUCAUGUUUCCAGCGUUCAUCUGGUGGAGGUGUUACCUGCAGUUCAUUCGCUUUCCGAGACAGACUAACUGCUGAAGUGUAAUUACCUAUAUGUGUGCAACAUCAGUUGAAGCUAUUUUAAAAACUAACAAAUGGAAAAUACAUUUGGUAAAGUCUAAUGAACUCAAUUUUCUCACCUCCCCUUUCAUCAUCAAGUAGGCUUUGGUUUUUUUGUUUUGAAACACAGUCCCCCUAUUUAGCUCUGGCAGGCCUAGAACUGGCUAUGUAAACCAGCCUUGCUGUAGACUUAGAUAUCAGCCUGCUUCCUGCUUCUGCUGCCAUCUUUUUUUUUUUUUUUUUCUCUUCUGCUCUUCAUUCCCACAUGAGAACUUAAAAACUUGACAGAAGUGGUAGGGUAUGCUUGUCAUCUCAACACUUAUGAAACUGAGGCAGGAGGAUCCUAAGUUUGGGGUCUGCUUGGGCUACGUAGGGAGGGCCUGUCUCAAACAAAACAAAACAUCAAUAAUAUAGUGGGUUGGUUUUUUUUGUUUGUUUGUUUCUGUCUUUUUCACAGUGUUGUGAUUGAACUCAGGAGUCUAUUGUGCUAUCCUACCAAUGAGGUCUGUUUCCAGCUCACAUAGAAUUGCUUUUGCAAAAAAAAAAAAAUGUUACAUUUCAUGCAGUGGGUUCUCAGUGCUGCCAGGCUGAUAACUUAUCUGAAGUGAUGUGGGCAUUUGAACUCGUGAGCAGAAUAAGUGGGGACACUCACUACACCUCUGCUUUCUCGUUUUUUUUCUUUCCUUCCCCCUUUCUAAUUUUUCAAGACAAGGUUUCUUUAUGUAGCCCUGGCCAUCCUGGAAUUCUGGCUGUAUCCCUGGCUGGCCUUGAACUCAGAGGCAGAGGCUGCGUCCGCCUCCUGAGUGGUGGGAUCAAAGGCGAGCACCACCAGAUCUGAGUUUCACAUCUAUUUUACGGAUAGGAGAAUAGGUGUGUUAGCUAAAGGGUUACUUAAAUGUUUAUUUUAUUUAUUUAUUUAUUUUUUGUGCUAUGCUUUUCCAAUUUCCCAAAUAGACUGUAGCUUGUGUUUUUCCUAUUGUUUUCAGCCCAAUGAAUUCUCUGGGUGAGUGCCCAGCAAAUAUCAGGUAGGGAGAGGGCCUGUAACUAACUAUAAGCCAGCUGCAUGUACAAGACAGUAGAUAAACUGUUGGGCAGAAAGAAAUGAUUGAAUAAAACAUGUUCUUUUGAGGGAGGAGGAGUUAACGUAACUGACGCUUACAAAAUUAGAUUUACUUUAUGUGUAUGUAUGUGCAUCACAUACAUGUCUGUUGCCUAUACAGGUAAGAAGAGGAUGUCAGAUUCCCUGGAACUGGAAAUACAAAUGGCUAUGAGCAACCAUGUAGGUUCUGGGAACUGAACUUGGGUCCUCUGGAAGAGGAGCCAUUCACUGUGAGCAAUUUCUCCAGCCCCAACAGCCACUUUGUGUAAGCUCUUGAAAAUGGAAAGGCUCAGUAGUGUUGGAAGUGAGCUGUUACACAGAUAAAAACCUGUUAGUUCUGUUCUGAGCCAUAGCCCUCGAGUACCAGCUUCAAUAAAAGGACACGUCUGGCCCUUAUGUGGGUGUCACAGGUGAUGUCUGCAGAGGAAUAAAACACAUCUUUUGAUGAGAGACCUUUGCCCAUGUCCACAGUCAAGGUCGCUGAGUUCCACCAUCACUGCUAUUUGCUCUCUGUCACACCUUACAGAGCCAGCUUCUCUCUCUCUCUCUCUCUCUCUCUCCCUCUCUCUCUCUUUCUCUCCCUCUCUCUCUCUCAGAUUCCUUAGGUUGUCUUGUGUGUUUCUCCAGGCUGGACUUGGGGGUUGACCUAGUUUUCAUUCCCUAUCCCUCAGCAGUCUGAGACACAUUUAUUCCUCUGUAGGUUCCCCUGUCUGCCCUUCCCUGCUUGCUCAUUCUUCUAUUUGAUCUUUGAAAAAACAAUGUUUCUGUUUGCUGGGACUGCCUACAGCUCACUAUCCAUCCACAUGCUUGUGCAACCAUUAAAAUAAGUCCUUUAAACUAAGUUAACUUCAGGGUCUGUGGGCUAGGGGAAAUGCUCAGGGAUAAGUGCUUAGCCGGCAUGGACCUGGGUCCGGGCACGCACAUGGCUCCGGGUUCUACCUCUAGCACCCAAACCAAACCAACUCACUCUCCAAAGUUGUCAACAACUCAAAGAAUUUGUCUACAAAAAUGUCAUAUGAAGAAGUCAGUAAUCCUACCAGCAAAUGGUAAUUUUACCUUACUAGUACUUUAAAAUAUAGCAUACAUACCUGGA
Mus musculus (house mouse) is the source of this 3023-nucleotide messenger RNA. RefSeq names its product ubiquinol-cytochrome c reductase complex assembly factor 4 (gene Uqcc4). The record is from RefSeq and is marked validated. The transcript is spliced from 2 exons. The coding region runs from base 49 to 459 and encodes 136 amino acids. Lineage: Eukaryota; Metazoa; Chordata; Mammalia; Rodentia; Muridae. Gene Ontology annotation, cellular component: mitochondrial inner membrane.